UUAAUACCCAUCCUCCUUUUUUUUCCCCCCUCACAGGAUCGUCCCCGCUCAUUCGAUGGCUUCAACAUGCAUUCUCUGGAGAACUCUCUGAUUGACAUCAUGAGGGCUGAGCAAGACACUCUGAAAGGUCGCCUCGGAUUCACCCAUCCAGGAGGAGACAGCCCCUUGCCCAUAAAUGCAAGGAAUUAUGGGAGGCGACGAGGACACUCUUCCCUGUUCCCGAUGGAAGAUGGCUUCCCGGAUGAAGAGCGGGCCGAUCAGAGCCUGCCAGGCCUCAGCUCCCCUCACUGCUUCCCACACCAGAAUGGAGAGCGGGUGGAGCGCUACUCUCGCAAAGUGUUUGUGGGUGGCCUUCCUCCUGACAUCGAUGAAGAUGAGAUAACCGCUAGUUUUCGCCGCUUUGGACACCUGUUUGUGGAUUGGCCUCACAAAGCGGAGAGCAAGUCAUACUUUCCCCCGAAAGGUUACGCUUUCCUCUUGUUUCAAGAUGAGAGCUCUGUUCAAGCCCUUAUCGAUGCCUGUAUUGAAGAGGACGGAAAACUCUACUUGUGUGUUUCCAGCCCCACCAUUAAAGACAAACCUGUCCAAAUUCGCCCGUGGAAUCUUAACGAUAGUGACUUUGUGAUGGAUGGAUCACAGCCGCUGGACCCCAGGAAGACCAUAUUUGUGGGUGGAGUGCCACGUCCACUGCGUGCAGUGGAGCUGGCGAUGAUCAUGGACAGGCUGUAUGGCGGCGUGUGCUACGCAGGCAUCGACACAGACCCAGAGCUGAAGUACCCCAAGGGCGCAGGGCGGGUCGCCUUCUCUAAUCAGCAGAGCUACAUUGCUGCUAUCAGUGCUCGUUUUGUACAACUGCAGCAUGGAGAAAUCGAUAAACGGGUGGAAGUGAAGCCAUACGUCCUGGAUGACCAGCUGUGUGAUGAAUGUCAGGGGACUCGCUGCGGAGGCAAGUUUGCUCCUUUCUUCUGCGCUAACGUGACCUGUCUCCAGUAUUACUGUGAAUAUUGCUGGGCGGCGAUCCACUCACGCGCCGGCCGGGAGUUCCACAAGCCCCUGGUGAAGGAAGGAGGCGACAGACCUCGUCACAUCUCCUUCCGCUGGAACUAAAGCCGGCGGGGACGGGAGGAGAAGAGCGGGAACGAGCAGGAGACGGAGGAGCGUAGCCUAGGAGGAGUCGCAAAAUCAUCAUCUAAAUAAAUGCACUUUUCUGUUGCUGGUUCCUUUUUAGUUUAAUUUAAGAAGAAGAAAAAAAGACAAACGACAAAAAAAGGAUUUUAAUUUGUCAUUUAAUAUAUAUGGAAAAAAAAGAAGAUUCAGGAAGAAAAAGAAAAUGUCUAAUCCAUCUCUCUAUUUUUUUAUAACUCCAUUCUAUUUAAUUUUCAAGUGCACAGAGAUGUGAAUAUAUUGAGUAUUAGUAUAAUUUGUCAGUAGGUAUCUGCAUGACUUUAGAAUUGGCUUUUUUUCUGUUUAACCUUGCGAUUUGGGAAGUAUUACGUCCUAUUUUAAUUUAACGGAAAAGGCGAAGGAGCAAACGCGAAUAGUGAGAAAAGGUGCGGGAAGAGUGCACUUAUUUCUUUACAGAUGUGUGGUUUAAGAUCUCAGUUGUUAACCAAAGCUUGGGAUUUGACGAAAACAGAAGAGGCGAAUUCUCUCGACGCUCUGUUUUUAUUUCGUGCGUGUGUAUACUUUAAGACCAUGCUAAUCUUUAAUGUUGACAACAACUGAUUCCACAACAGCUGUCUGGAUUUGAUCUCCAUGCAAGAAAACUAAUACCUCAAGCUUAGCUGCUAGUUUAAGUCGAAUAUAUAUUUAAAAACGACAAAAAAAUAGAUAAAAAUCAAGCUGGUCUAACCCGUUCCCCCCAGGACGGCAGGAAAAAAAAAGGAAGUGACAUCAGCAAACAGCACAUUGAGAAAACCUGCUCUGUCGCUUCCUGAUUAGAAUUGGAGAUUCAGCAUCCUUGUGGGGAAUGUACGUUGGUAAAGUUGCAGUAGUCUGCCUGCGAAGCUGGUUCGAACGCGUGGAACUUGAUUUCGUUUCUGGUCCUGCUUAGCGUCCGCGUUCUUUCAGGCUGUUAGCGGCAAGCCUUCAUUUUUAAUUUAGUUUUAUUUUAACUCGCAAUAUGUCUCGUAAGCCUUUCCCCAGAAGCCCCCCCGAAAAGAGGUGUACGUACGAGCAGAACAGCUACUUGAAAGGGAGGAAGACAGACGAAACGAUGAAGCUCCCGUACCGCAGCCGCAGUGUUGAAGUGUGAAGCAUAACUGAAGGUAGUCCAUGCAUCUCUCCUCCCCCAACACUCACUUUCAGACAUUAGGGAACCAAAGAUGGCUGUUUCAGUAGCUAGUAAAACCAUGGACGUUUGCAGAUUUAAUUUUGCCCCCCCUCCACCCAACCCCUAGUCUUCAUCCCAUUCGAUAUUUAAAGACCAGACGGGCUCCAGCAAACCAAAGAUUGGCCUUGAAUUCAUCAGUCCUAGCUACACUAGUGAAAAUCCUCAAACGAAGAAGACGCGCGUAAUUCGUCAGGUAACGGCCAAUUCUCGGAAAACCGAUUAGCGCUAAAGUCAGGGAGUCAGUGAUCAGUUGAUACACUAGUGAGAAACUGCGUCACUCGAGCUGGUGGUGGUUGAACGUUUUCAAAGCGAAACACUUUUUGACGAAUUUGCUGUUAACGAGAAACGAAAAAACGAAAAAAAAAAAAGAUUAUUUUAUACAUGGCCUGCUGAUUUUUUGGUACAGUGUUUUCUAGCUAAAUUAUUUUGUCAUGCACAUAUAAACAUUUAUUAUGCACUACUUUUCUAAAUACGUUUUUGUUUUCGACAGUCAUUUUAGGCACAUUUUUCACGAAACGGAAAAAAAAAACUCCUUUUUGCAAUACCUCAAUUUUUCACAUUGUGAAAGGUAGCUUUUGUACUUUUGUUACUGAGAGAUCUGCAUAUAUGGAAACUUUCAUUUGAAGAGAAAAGUGAAUUUAAUAUAUCUUAUUUUCAAUUAUGCUUUUUAUACAUUUCAGUGCUGAGGAAUCUUUACAGCUAAAGCAGCACGCACUUGUGUUGACGCGACAAAUCUGCAGAGGAGAGAGAGCGCUCUUGUACACUAGAUUUCAAUUGGGAAAAAUGAUCCGACAGCAGCAUGGUAAGAACACGUUGUCGUUCAUGUCAAGCAAAAGCUCGUCUUUUUGGUUUCCUCUCUCCAUAGCUGGAACAUAAACUAUAAUAUAAGGAGAAUGCUAAAUCUGGUCAGUUCACGAGAAUGGAUGUUUGAUGUUUAGAUAUUUUAACAUUUGAAAAUAUACAUAUAUACAUAUAUAUAUAUUCUUGAACUGCCAACUAGUUCCUAUUGUAACCCUUAGCAUGCAUGAUGAGAAGAGAAAAUAAAAAAACCGUACAUGAAUUAGCUCUUGAAAUUAAUCGUUGUGGUUGUGCACCAGAUGUUUCUAAAGCUUUGAUUUGAGGCCACCCCCACUACCUUGUUAUUAUUCUCUAUGCCUUUCCCCGUAAUCCAGUAUCGAUAGGAUGCACAGAGGAAAAAUACAGAUAUAUAUAUACAUUAAAAAAAACAACUAUUUGCAGUGCAGGACGAAAGCAUCUUCUUUAGUACGCUGUGUCGAAAAGACUUGAGAACUUCAUCCCCACUGUCUGUUUGAAGUAAAUCCAAACCCGUUUGGAGGAAGGGGAACUUAAGACUUGAAUGUGGUAAAUAUGUUGCAAGUUAACGUCGAGUUGUUAUGUGCAAUACUUUUUUUGAACUUUUUUCCAGAUAAAAAAAAGAAAAAACAAGACUCUUUGCAAUGUAAUUCUUUAAUGCCAUUUUUAAUUGCCGACAUUUAAAGAAGAUGUUAAUAUGUUUUUCACAGUCAUUUUCUACUGUUAUUGUAAUCCUUUUCAUGCUGGUGUUUGUAAAAAAGAAACAAAAAAAAGACGAAAUCAACCUAUUUGUACUAAUAUAAAUGAUCGAAGUUAUUUUUAAAACAUUAAAGGUUUUGUGCUCAUUUCGCUUAUUUUGUUUCUUUGGAGCUACUGUGAUUGAUCGCAUUGUAAUUAUUAGGUCAACGAUGUAUCUAGCUGUUUAUCGGUCUAUUUUUAAUUGGAAUGUAUAAUUAAUUUUUAUAAUUUUGAUCAGAUUUUUGUUAUAUUUUUGAGGUGAAGCUUUUAAUAUGUUAAAGUGUCUAGUUUUUACUAAUUGCUAUAUUGUGCUCCACAAUAUAUGGUUCACAUUUUCUGAAGGAAAAUAAAUAUUUAAAUAUCUGUCUGUUAACGAUGUUACUUAAUGGCGAAAAUUUCAAUAGUUUUUAACUGUGUAUGGGAAGGUUGUCGUAUUUAUUAAUAGCAUUUUUUUACUUAAGAUAUCACCUUAAUUUUUAUUGUCAUUUCACUUUAUAAGUUCCUAUUUUUGUAUUUUGCUUUCUAAUUAAGUUAUGUUAUACGAAAUGUUCAUAUUCUAGGAGUUGGUCUGUAAGUGCUAGUGAAACGAAAAGAAAAAUCUAAUGUUAUUUAAUUGUUUGCAGCCAACUAUUUAUAACAAUAUGCAUAAUUUUUAAAUAUUUGUAAUGUGAAAUGUUGAAUGAAUAAAACUUAACUGUGACGAGA
Danio aesculapii is the source of this 4588-nucleotide messenger RNA. RefSeq names its product cytoplasmic polyadenylation element-binding protein 4. The transcript has 9 exons. Gene Ontology annotation, biological process: negative regulation of cytoplasmic translation. Gene Ontology annotation, molecular function: mRNA regulatory element binding translation repressor activity; ribosome binding; translation factor activity, RNA binding. The record is from RefSeq and is a predicted model, not a curated record. Gene Ontology annotation, cellular component: synapse; cytoplasm; nucleus. Bases 67 to 1107 code for a protein of 346 amino acids. Lineage: Eukaryota; Metazoa; Chordata; Actinopteri; Cypriniformes; Danionidae.